AAAUUAAACUCUAUACAUUCGAUUUUGCCAUCGAUUGUUUCACAGCUCCUUUAUCUGCCAAUAAGUUUUUAUUAUUUAGAUGUUUGGAAAACAAUAAUUAUGUUAUUAAAUAUUAUUACAAACCAAAAUUUUACAUUUGCUAUUCGAGUUUAUCAAAAGUGUAUUCCUAAUGUACACAGUGUAAAACUUCACAUAUUUUCAUACCAAAAAAUUGGCUACAGUAAAUAUUUGAAUGGACGGUUUAUUCAUAGCUAUAUUUCAUCAGAUAAAAAUGUAUCUAAACAAAUGACUAAAAUUAAAAUCCAUAGUGAUCCUGUGCCAGUAAAAAAUACCAACGACCCCUUCGCACUUAAUGAAACAGAAGCAUCAACUUUUAAAUUUAAAUCGCUGUUAUAUGAUGAAAACAAGGAUGAAAUAAUAGCAAAGCUUAAUGCUUGUAAGGAUACAACCCAACUAUUGCAGUUCAUAAAAGAAUACCAUGAGGUAUUUAAACGUAACCAUAUUGUUCAGUCAAUAUUGGUUCUGAAAGAUAUUUUACAGGAACGUAAGGAUUGCUUAGUUACAGAAGAAUUGUUAAAAGUAAUUUUAAGGGUUUUGGAACCCCACGUAAAUUCAUUAAAUAUUACAGAACAAAGUUGUUGUUAUCUUUGCCUCCGAAAAUUUGGUGUCCCUAACACUAAUUUCGUUAUGCAGCAGUUGCUCCUGUGUGCACUAAAGAAGGUCUUUAUUUCGUCACCAGAUAAACCAAUUGCGUUAGCUGCAUUAUCUCGAUUAGCUGUUGGUAUUAACACUGGCGAUGAUUUUCAUGUUCCUACAGUUUGUAGUGCCUUUAUUCCACAUAUAAUGUCCCAUAUUGAACAUUGUGAUAACGAAGAAGACUUGCGUCUUCUUUCAAUAUGCAUAAUAAACCUACAACCAUUAAUUUCGACUGAUAUUUUGGAAACAUUUAAAAUAAAAUUAGAUCUUUUAAUUAGAAAUGGUGUUAUUAACGCAAAAACUCCUAGAACGACAAUAAAACUACUACAUUUAUUAAAUAUUUCAAUAUGGUCACAAAAAAAUGGUCAAAUUAUACGACAGCUUUUAUUAUUGUUAUAUCCAAGUUUUUCAAAUCUUAAUAAAACUGAUCUUAAAACCAUAAGUAGAGUUUUUAGUUACCAUUUAGAACCAUCAGAUCUAAUUAACCCAUUUAGCAAAUUGAUGAAAAAUUUACUUCAAAGGCACCAAACGGUCGAUGUUCUCGCCGCCUAUUUACCAUUUAUAGAACCUCGUUGGCGAGAGCCAACCAUUAAAAUUUUUAAAAAUUUGCUUUUUACUUCCGAAAAAAGCCUAACUACAUAUCCAGCCACCGAAUAUUUUCAAAUAAUUCGUGCUUUAAAAAUAUCAGAUUCGAAAAUAUGUGAUGCAUAUUGGGCGAAUAUUUUGAAAUCCUUAAAUUCGAAUGAUGAAGAGAAAACACACCUUCGGUUUCUAAGACACUGUCAUCGUUAUAUGCAUUUUAAUAAUAAUUUGGGAGGAACAUACCGCUUCAUUCCUCUCGAACGGAGGCUCUCUCAAUUGGCUAUGGAAUUGAUAGAAAAUGAUGUAUCUGGACGACUACCAUCAAAGUUUGCGCGUUUAGCAGCUUUUGUAUUAGCAUAUGGUCAUACACCUUUUGGAUGGAAAAAGUUUCCUAAUGUUGUACUUUCCAAGAUUAUAUCCAUGUCUAGUCAAUUCAGUACUAUAGAUUGUUUUCUUCUUAGUCGUGGGGUUCAUAUUGCUUUGGAAUUGCGAUUUCGUAAUACGAUUCCUUCGUUAUUGGGUAUGCAACUAGCUACUAUAGAUAGCGUAUUAACCGAUUGCAUUGGACGGCAUUUGGAGAGCAAGUACUUGUCGAUUUUUGAUUUAAACACCAUAGUGCGAACACUUGGAUAUAGAAAAUCUUUGAAGAAUAAAACAAUUUAUCAAGAAGCCUUAAACAAGUAUAAUCAACUUGAUUAUAGUGAACUUAAUUCACGUUUAAUUCGGGAAAUGGCUUACAAUUUCAAUAUAUCAAACUGCAUUGUACCUAUUGCUAUGGAAGCAAUGUUCACAUACAUUGAAACUAAUCAGAAAUACGUAAUUGGCGAAACUGUGGAGAAAGUUUUAAAUUGCGCUUAUAAUUUAGGUUAUAUGCCACAAUCAGAAGCUGUACUUAAUAACGCUGCAUUUAUUUUAAAACGAGACUUCGAAAAUAUGAGUGGCUUGUCGAUUGUGCAAGCAUGUUUGGCGCUAUGCUACUAUAAAUCGAUGCCUGAAGAUCUUAUUGACAAAGUUUUUUGUGUUAAAUUUAUUCAAAGAAUAGAAGAGGAGAUUCACGUGUGUUACUCCAAGGCGACUUAUCCCGAACGAGUACUUAACUUAAUAAUGCAGUUAAAUCGGACAGUGUGCCUGGAUUACCCGGAGGCGAAUGUACCAUGGUUUCAACAAAAUUACUUAGAAGCUCAACUCAGUAAAAAACAUAAAACUCGAAGCAAAUUUGGCGACGAUGUCAAAAAUCUCCUAAAUGCAGUUUUAAGCGACGAUAAUUUCUUCAGUUGUAAUCACAUUACACCUUAUGGAUAUCAACCAGCUUUAAAUUGCUCUUAGAAAUGCCAUUGAGCUGUGUACUUAUUCAAGUACAAUUCGUAUGGAGUAUCCUAUAAGAAUUCCAAUCCAUUACAGAGCAAAUUAAGAUUUCACAUCGAGUUCACUCAAUUUUGCUAUUUCGCAUGAUCAAAAUCUUCGCAAGCUUCUUGAUUGCCCAAUUUUAACCUUAUGGAAGGCAUACACGCAACAAUUAGUUGGUUGAUUGAGUUGGGCUAGAAAUUGCCCUUGUCGCUACAUACGACACAACUUUUAAUACAAUUUUUGAGGCCAACUUCAUUUUGAAUAUUCACUUCGUUGCUUAAACAUGAGUUCGGAAGUUGUUGCUUUAUUUAUUAUAUAUGACGCGCUCUCUUUGACAGCCGAAAUAAAAUGGCGAAAUCGUUUGAAAUCGCACGACCAACCCAAACACGAUCCAACUAACACAACCAACUUGACAAAAGAUCAAAAAAUUUUGAUUUUCAUCCAAUCAGUUGGUACAACUCAUACAACUGCCCCAUAUACUUAACAAUCAGUUGUACAAUUCGAUGAAAUUGGUACAAUAAUUGGUGCGUGUAUGCCUUCCAUUAUAGAGCCCAAUAAAGUUAUUUUUGGGCUUUUUGUCUCCAAAUUUUUAAUUAUAUGUACCCCCAAAGGUUCUCCAUUGGAUUCAAAUCAAGACUGGCCACUUUUUAAGUGCGAUAUUGCGUUCUUAUUGAAGGCAUAUACGCACCAAUUAUUGUACCAAUUUCAUCGAAUUGUACAACUGAUUGUUAAGUAUAUGGGGCAGUUGUAUGAGUUGUACCAACUGAUUGGAUGAAAAUCAAAAUUUUUUGAUCUUUUGUCAAGUUGGUUGUGUUAGUUGGAUCGUGUUUGGGUUGGUCGUGCGAUUUCAAACGAUUUCGCCAUUUUAUUUCGGCUGUCGAAGAGAGCGCGUCAUAUAUGUAUAAUAAGUAAAGCAACAACUUCCGAACUCAUAUUUAAGCAACGAAGUGAAUAUUCAAAUUGAAGUUGGCCUCAAAAUUGUAUUAAAAGUUAUGUCGUAUGUAGCGACAAGGGCAAUUUCUAGCCCAACUCAAUCAACCAACUAAUUAUUGUGUGUAUGCCUUCCAUUAAAACCAUUUUAUAAACACGAAUGCUAAAGUUAUCUAUCCCUAUGGCGUCUUUAUCAUAUCACCAAAAAUUUAUGGAAACUAGUUGUUUUACAAAAACAAGCAAGUGUUGCAGACCAAGACAACUUUAUAGGACUGUAUAGAGGCUCAAGUUGGGCAUUCAAGAAGCUUCGGAAGAUUUUGAUCAUACGAAACAGCAAAAUUUAGUGAACUUGAUGUGAAAUCGUAUUUUUGAAGUUAUUGUUUAAAAUGGAGAAUCAAUUAUUUAUUAUGACAUAGAAUUUCUUUUAAGUAAUCCAUUGAUAAAAGUGAGAGAAGGAAGCAGAAUUAAAAUUAAGAUUAAAUGGAAUAUGUGGCAGUGCAGAUUACGACAAACGAUUAACAAAGGUUGACAUUGAUUUUUGUAUCAAUGUAUGUAUGUAUUAUGAUAAACCCUAAUAAAACUACAAACAUGCUAUACAUAUAUCUUAAGCGUCUAGGCAGGUAUUCACUACACAAGCAGAUCAUCACAAAUGUAGACGCAUAUGAUUGAAAGACAUUUUUUUUUAUUUAAUUCCAAACGUACAAUGGUCUUUCUCAAUUCGAACAUAUAUUUUUUUCGUUUUGUCUUGCAGAUUGAUUUUGUAAUACACUUCGAUAAAAAUCGUGAGCCUAUUCCAGCUCCAGCAGAAACAACAAUAUUA
Bactrocera neohumeralis is the source of this 4375-nucleotide messenger RNA. Its product is annotated as FAST kinase domain-containing protein 1, mitochondrial. Lineage: Eukaryota; Metazoa; Arthropoda; Insecta; Diptera; Tephritidae. The record is from RefSeq and is a predicted model, not a curated record. The transcript has 8 exons. Gene Ontology annotation, biological process: regulation of mitochondrial mRNA stability. The coding region runs from base 100 to 2604 and encodes 834 amino acids.